Molecule: messenger RNA, 1872 nt
Organism: Rhizophagus irregularis DAOM 181602=DAOM 197198
Lineage: Eukaryota; Fungi; Glomeromycota; Glomeromycetes; Glomerales; Glomeraceae
Source: RefSeq, a predicted model, not a curated record
UUGUUUUUUUUUUUUUUACAUUAUUAAAAAAAUUUUUUUUUUUUACAAAAAUGUCUAAAUUAAUCCGAAGAGAAUUAAUAGAAGCAGCACUUACGAGAGCAUAUUUGUCAAUUGAUUAUAGUAUUUGUAUUGGCCUUCAUAAACAAUAUAAAUUUUGUGAACAAUUCAUUCUUGCUGAUGAAUCUCUUACAGAAGAAGAAAAAACUGAAGCAAUAAGAAAAAAUAAUAAAUAUUAUGACCGAGAUAAAAUUAUUUACAAUGAAGGGACAAGAAGAGUUUGUGAAAAUUGUAACCAAAAAUGUUUAGCUACAUUAUAUUGUGAAUAUUGUGUUCGAAAUUAUUUAAAAUAUAAUUUUUCAAAUUGGACUUCUGAAAAUAAUGUUAUUGAUAAUUUAAUAAAAAAUUGCCAAAUGGAAACAUCUAUACCAAGUAGAAUUAUUGAAUGGAUUCCAUAUAAUAAUUUAGAAAAUAUUAAAUAUCUGACAAAAGGCGGAUUCUCAGAGAUUUAUACAGCAGAUUGGAUUGAUGGUGGAUAUGAAGAAUGGGAUUCUAAAGAACAACAAUUAAUAAGAUCUGGAACCCAUGUUGUAAUACUUAAAGAAUUAAAAAAUGUUGAAAAUGCCAGUCAAAAUUGGUUUGAAGAGGCUAAAUCACAUUUAACUUUAAGCAACAAAAAUUCAGAAAUUGCUCAAUGUUUUGGUUUAACAAAAAAUCCAUCAAAUGGAAAUUAUAUGCUUGUAAUAGAAAGGUUUAAUAUGAAUUUAAGAGAAUAUUUGCAACAAAAUCAUAAUCAACUUACAUGGAAUGAAAGAAUUAGAAUUACCUUUGAAAUAAUUAAUGCACUUUAUUAUAUUCAUAAAGAGAAUUCAAUUCAUAGAGAUUUACAUUCUGGAAAUAUAUUAUAUUCACAGCUCAAUGACUGUUGGCGAAUUAGUGAUCUUGGAUUUUGUGGUCCUGCAGAUAAACCAUCAACAAGCAUAUAUGGAAAUCUUCCUUACAUAGCACCUGAAAUUAUUAUUGGAAGAGGAUAUACUUUUAAAUCUGAUAUUUAUAGUAUUGCAAUGCUCAUGUGGGAAAUUUCAUUUGGACAACCUCCAUUUAUGAAUUAUGAACAUGAUUGUAUUCUUGCAUUUAAUAUUAUUGAUGGUAUAAGACCAAAAAUCAUAUCAGAAAUUCCUUCAGAAUAUAAAAGUUUAAUGGAACAAUGCUGGGAUGCUAAUCCAUUAAAAAGACCUGAUAUUGAUACACUUUUUGAUAAAAUAAGUGAAAUUAAAACAUAUUAUCAAAACAAUCCAAAUGAAUUACCUCAAUUAAUAGCAAAAGUAGAUAAAGAAAAAAUUGACAUAGAUAGUAAAUCAUUUACAAGUAAAAUUUAUAAAUUUGAAAACCUACCUGAACCAAAAAAUGCAGCAGAAGAAGAACAAAAAGCAUUUUAUAUCAGUAGAUCAUAUGAUUUUAGUAUUUCUAGUAAUGCUAGUAAUCUAAGUAAAUCGAGUAAUCAAUAUAUACCAAUUAGUUCCAAUGAUAAUGAUAGUAAAGAAUCACCCAGAUUAUCGAAAAAAUUAAAAAUAGAGAAUGUAGACGUUCAAAAUGACUAUGAGGAAGAAUUUAUGCAACGACGAUCAAAUAUUGGUACUAAUGAUGAAGUACAAAAUAAUCCAAGUCUUCAUUCAGAACAAGAUAAAACAGAAAUUCUCGAUGAUGAAUCUUAAAUUAAUUUACAAUUUGACGAUAUGAAUUCAAAUUCAUUUAUUUUACGUUGAAUUAUUUAAACACUAAGAUUAUAGAGUAAUAGGAAGAUUCUUAGUUUGUAAUUUAAAUAAUUUAGUCAUUCUUAUUUUUUUAUAGGAUUAUUCAAUUAUUAAAUAUUUA